This is a messenger RNA of Mangifera indica (mango), 1104 nucleotides long. RefSeq names its product F-box protein SKIP23-like. The coding region runs from base 1 to 1104 and encodes 367 amino acids. NCBI's taxonomy places the organism in Eukaryota, Viridiplantae, Streptophyta, Magnoliopsida, Sapindales, Anacardiaceae. The record is from RefSeq and is a predicted model, not a curated record. The transcript has a single exon.
AUGGACAAUCUCCCCGAACAUCUACUCUCUUCUAUCGCACACUACUUGAAUACACGAAUCGAAACCAUCUCUUUCCGGUCUGUUUGUAACUCAUUCCGUUCGUCAGCCCCUCCUCCGCUGCCACCACGCUCCCAUAUCAAAAUCCCGUCUCCACCAGGCCUGACAGAUGACGGCCACCUUGAACUUACUGAGUCAACUAUUUAUGCCAUUCAACCCCCGGAGAAAUCCACCGAAACAUGGUUGGUUAAAGUAGAAGAAUCAAACUCUGGAAAAAUCCGAGUCAUGGAUCCCUUGUUUAAACUUCGUAUCAAAAAUAUGUUACCCGAGUCUUUCAACUUGCUGGAUUAUCGAGUCAAGGAAAUUGCUAAAUCCUGUCGACUCGAGACAGUAUCAAGUUCUAAAACUUGUUACGUUCGAAAGGCCGUCGUCUCUUCAGAUGAUGACAAUGCUGGUGAGUUCGUACUAAUGGCGUUAAUCAAUGACGGCCGAGUAGGCGUGUGGCGAAGCAAAGACGAGAGAUGGACGAACAUAGAUAUUGGUUAUAAAAGUUUUAACUGUAAAGACAUUAUCUAUCAUAAAAAUAAAUUCUACGCCAUGGGAUUCGACGGCUUUACGGUGGCAGUGGAUCCCAAGUCUUUCAAAGUCACUCAAGCAGCGGCGGCUUCUGAAAAAUCCCAGUCACAUCUUAUGAUGCACUCUCUGGUAAAAUCAAGGAAUGAUCUUUUUCUCAUCAACACCUAUUGGCUAUACAAAUACUUUCAACAUGGUCCUUUGUUCGGUCGGAUUAGUUUGGAUGUUUUCAAGCUUGACAAAGAUAACUGCAAAUGGAUUGAAGAAGAUGGAUUGAAAGAUCAAAAUUUGUUUUUAGGAGAAGAUGGUUCGUUCAUGCUUUCAGCUAAAGAAUUUCCAUCGCAUAAAGGAAAUUGCGGUUACUUGAUCUAUGCGGAUUUGUCUGGAAUUAAUUAUGAUCCUCGCAAGGAGAAUAUUGCUUAUUUUGACUUGGAGGAUCCUUCGCCGGGAUCUCAACCGGCGGCUCUCUCAAAAUAUUCGGAAGCUUUCUGGCCUCUACCUACUUGGCUCGGGCAGAAGCAGAAUUGUCGCUGA